Messenger RNA from Tupaia belangeri chinensis (Chinese tree shrew), 1208 nucleotides. RefSeq names its product pepsin F. The transcript has 9 exons. The coding region runs from base 1 to 1167 and encodes 388 amino acids. NCBI's taxonomy places the organism in Eukaryota, Metazoa, Chordata, Mammalia, Scandentia, Tupaiidae. Gene Ontology annotation, molecular function: aspartic-type endopeptidase activity. The record is from RefSeq and is a predicted model, not a curated record. Gene Ontology annotation, biological process: proteolysis.
AUGAAGUGGCUUGGGAUCCUUGGGCUGGUGGCCCUCUCAGAGUGCUUGGUCACAAUCCCUUUGAUGAAGAUCAAAUCCAUGCGCGAAAACCUCCGGGGAAACAACACGCUGAAAGAUUACCUGGAGAAGUAUCCUAACAGCCUGGCCUACAAGUUUCUUCACAAGCAGCCAGACCCAGGAGUAUCUUUCGAGCCCUUGAGGAACUACCUGGAUCUGGCCUACGUCGGCGUCAUCAGCAUCGGGACGCCCCCUCAGAAGUUCAAGGUCGUCUUUGACACGGGCUCUGCUGACCUGUGGGUGCCCUCUGUCUACUGCUCCAGCCGGGCCUGUGCCACGCACCGUACCUUCAACCCUCUGCUGUCCUCCACCUUCCUGGUCUCCGGCCAGCCCGUUAACCUCGUCUACGGCUCCGGGAAGGUAUCGGGAUUUCUCGCCUACGACACUGUUCAGAUCGGGGGCCUUGUGGACCUAUCCCAGGCCUUCAGCCUGAGCCUAGAGGAGGAGCCUGGCAAUUUCAUGGAAUUCGCUGUCUUUGACGGCAUCCUGGGGCUGAGCUACCCCAGCCUCGCCCUUCGAGGGGCCACUCCCGUCUUCGACAACCUGUGGAAACAAGGCCUCAUUGCUCAGAACCUGUUCGCCUUCUACUUGAGCCGCAAGGACGAGAAGGGCAGCGUGCUGAUGCUCGGAGGGGUGGACCCCUCCUACUACCGAGGAGACCUCCACUGGGUGCCCGUGUCCAGACCCACCUACUGGCAGGUAGGCAUGGACAGCAUCUCCGUGAACGGAGAGGUCAUUGCCUGUGAUGGCGGCUGCCAGGCCAUCAUCGAUACUGGCACCUCCUUGCUGACCGGCCCCCGUGACCCUGUCCUCAACAUCCAGGAGCUCAUCAAUGCCCAACACUCCUAUGACGGCGAGUACGCCGUCGACUGUAAUGCCGUCCACACUCUGCCUGACAUCGUCUUCACCAUCGAUGGCGGCAACUAUCCAGUGCCAGCUAGUGCCUAUAUCCAGAAGAACCAUCUGGGCACCUGCCGCAGCAACUUUGAAGAGUCUGUAGGUGACGAGCCUUACUCGGACAUCUGGGUGCUGGGAGACGUUUUCCUGAGGCUGUACUUCACUGCGUUUGAUAGGGCCAAUAACAGGAUUGGCCUGGCCCCCGCUGUGUAAAUGCCGGGGCUCCUCCAGGCCGCCCCAGAUGCACAUUUCAA